CAUAUAUAUAUAUGGUCCCGGACAGAGACCAGCUCAAACUUUAAUCUUGUUGUGGGGGUAGAAUUCCGAAGAACAAUGGGGUUUCCAUUGGCUUUGUUUUUGUGCACUUUGGGUUGCUUCUCUGCAAGUACUGCAAUUGACGGGAUCAGUGGAAUACUUGAUCUGCACUUUUAUAAAAAUAGUUGUCCUGAUGGUGAGAUGAUUGUCAGAGAGCACGUUACAAGUAGUAUGCUCACAGAUCCUUCCAGUGCUGCACCUCUUUUAAGACUGGCUUUCCAUGACUGUCAAGUUGAUGGUUGUGAUGGCUCAAUUCUUCUCAAGGAAUCAUCAAACAGCUUGGAAAUUGAAGCACAGUCUCAGAAGAAUUUUGGAAUAAGAAAGCUCGACAUCAUGAACAACAUAAAAAGUUCUCUUGAGGAAGUCUGUCCUCAAACUGUAUCUUGUGCUGAUAUUAUACAGUUGGCUGCAAGGGACUCUAUUAACCUGGCAGGAGGACCAUUUAUCGAGGUUUUAACUGGAAGAAGAGAUUCUGUUUCUGCAAGCAAGAAGAGAGCUGAAAAUCAGCUUCCGGCUUCUAACAUAUCGGUUAAUGAGUUUGCUAAGAUCUUCCAUGAAAAGAACAUUAAUCUACAAGAAGGAGUUGCAUUAAUUGGAGCUCAUACUCUAGGCAUAGGGCACUGCCGGAACUUUGAGGAGCGACUUAGGCCAGUAAGUGAUCCCACGUUGUCACCGACCUUCUCGUUGCUACUGCAAACAGUUUGCAGCGAUCCUUCUUUGUCCGAUGUUGCAUUUGCCCAAAAUGAUGCCACUGCAUUCAUCUUUGACAAUCACUACUUCAUUGAUAUCCAAAAUGGGAGAGGACUACUCAAGAUUGAUUCUGAGAUUGCUACAGAUCCAAGGACAAUGCCACACGUAAUUGCGUUUGGAAAGGACAUGCAGCAGUUCUUCCAUAUGUUUACAUCUGGGUUUCUGAAGCUCUCAAGCCACAAGGUUUUAGUUGGAGAAGGGGGAGAGAUUAGGAGGGAUUGUAGCGUCAAAAAUAGCUAGAUCUAGCCCUGGUACCUGAGUACUUAGCCCGAGAAUAGCCCAUCUAUUUGGUUUUCCUCGUCUUUUCCUUAUUUGUUUCUCCACUUUGUGAUAUCUUAUCAGAUAGCAAAGAAUGAUGUUCAAUGGUUCAAUACAGCAAAUUUUCUCCCCUUCAUUUUAAUUUUUACGGUACUGACUUAACUUACUUAACAAGGUAAAUUAAUCACGAAGAUCAUGCUGGUGUUAACGUUUUCAAACAUCAUUAACGCUGGACUCGACGUCAUGAAGGCCCAAUCCAAGAGAGUCAAACGGAUAUGAUCCAAACUCAGUUCAAUAACUCACGAACCAUCUGAUAGAAUAACCGUCUGCGAACGUCCCAAAGAAUGACAUACAAAUUGAAAGUCAAAAGUGAAAAUGGCAUAAUGCCAUUAACUCCAGAUAAACGUUUGAGCAAGAAAGUUCAUUAAAAAAAAAAAAAAAUGAUUACGAUUCAUUUUACUUAUUUAUAUCUUGUCGUGUCUUUUUUUUUUUUUCCCUUGUGCAAACUAAACUGUGGCCUAUAAUUCAGAGGGAUCAUGAAUGGAUAGGCUUAUCCAGCUCUCAUCCAAAUGGCAACACCUAAAUGAGGAUCCAUAUCCUCUCAAGAACACCCAGUUGGCCACGUGGCACGCCAACAUCCGUAAAAAAGAUCAAAAACCCCAAAAAUCCCUUCCCUCUGUCCAAACUGUACAGAGAAAAAAGCUAGUCAGUUAAUCUCUGAAGCAAAAGGCCAUGGCUUCUCUAGCAACUUUAGCUGCUGUUCAACCAGCCACCAUCAAAGGCCUUGGUGGCAGCUCCCUGACUGG
Messenger RNA from Juglans microcarpa x Juglans regia, 1871 nucleotides. RefSeq names its product peroxidase 29-like. Gene Ontology annotation, molecular function: heme binding; peroxidase activity. The transcript has 4 exons. Lineage: Eukaryota; Viridiplantae; Streptophyta; Magnoliopsida; Fagales; Juglandaceae. The record is from RefSeq and is a predicted model, not a curated record. Gene Ontology annotation, biological process: hydrogen peroxide catabolic process; response to oxidative stress. The coding region runs from base 76 to 1047 and encodes 323 amino acids.